Podarcis muralis (Common wall lizard) is the source of this 582-nucleotide messenger RNA. The record is from RefSeq and is a predicted model, not a curated record. NCBI's taxonomy places the organism in Eukaryota, Metazoa, Chordata, Lepidosauria, Squamata, Lacertidae.
AUGGGGGUCUGUACUGCUUUUCAUGAAAGCAGAUUUGACACCAGUGCCGUUGGGCCACCAGACUCCAAUGGCAAUCGUGACUAUGGAAUCUUUCAGAUAAGCAGCCGCUGGUGGUGCGACAAUGGACAUCGCCCAACAGCCAACGUGUGUGAAACCUCCUGCAAUGCAUUCUUAAAUGAUGACAUCACAGAUGAUAUCAAGUGUGCCAAGAGGAUUGUCCUUGACCACCAGGGGAUGGGUGCCUGGGUUGCUUGGAAGGAACAUUGCAAAGGAAAAGAUCUCUCUGAGUGGACAAAAGAUUGCAAUCUCUGAGUUCCAUGGUCCUGAAUGAAUUCCAGCAUUUCUCUUGAGAUCCCCUUUGAUGAAACAUCUACCUACUGCCAUAUAAUCAAGAUCCAGCUGCUUCUUUCUGGGCUAGCAUUGGCAUGUUGUGCCCCACCCCAUGGUGGAGGGAAAUGGCCCUCUUUCUAGAUGAGGGAAAGUGAUUAUUAUUUUUAAGUGUGUCUGGGGUGGUGAGUCAUCUUGCUUUGGAUUGAGAGCUUCUCUGCUUGAAAAUCUUCAAUAAACUGAACAUAAACAAAA